Molecule: messenger RNA, 956 nt
Organism: Copidosoma floridanum
Lineage: Eukaryota; Metazoa; Arthropoda; Insecta; Hymenoptera; Encyrtidae
Source: RefSeq, a predicted model, not a curated record
UAAGUAAUAUACGAAGCUGACGAAACUAAAGUUACAGUAGAAGUAGACACUGUACUCGAAACACACAAAGUAUAGUGUAUAUACAGAGAAUCCCGAAACAACCUGAUAACGUUUACAGUAUUGUUGUCGUUGCUUUAUUUUUAUUAUUGUUAUUGUUUUUUUUUGCAUAAUUCAUUACACGCAGAUGCGGAUACAAUAAGAAAUAAGCGUAGGUAACUACCUACGUACAAUUAUCGUGUCAGAUCAAGAGAGAAACUAAAUAAACACAAUUAGCCCUCUGACAAUGGAGGAAGAUUACUUUAAGAAUCUUAGGACGGUCGGUACAACGUUAGACGAGGGUAUCGCCAAUUUACAGGAAGUUUGGAAAAUGCCGAACCUCCUGCUCUGCAAGAGCAACGAAGAGGAUCAAGUGGCAGCCCAUAAGCUCGUUGACAAUCUGAGAAGCGAGCUGAGACAAUUUAAGGAACUGAUAGCAGAAAAUAAGGUUGAGAUAUCAACUCUGAGGGAAACACAUACCCAAUUCCUCGAAGAAUCGACUAUAGCCAUAAAGAACCUAAAGGACGAGGUUGACGAAAUUAAAGUGUUGUUUUUGGAAAACGGAUAUGUAGAAGAAGACUGUCCAGAACCAGAUCUCUCGGUUUUAACCCAUCAGUUGGAAUCGUUGUCCUUCAAUAACAGUAACCCCUCCUUUGUGAAAGACUGCAACGGUGCUGUAGAUUCACCAAUGUGCGAAGGUGCCUCGAAUUGUGAUUCACCUAUGUCCAUGAGAGAAUCAGUGGCACAGCCAGCAACGCCGAACAACGACCCUUAUGGGGGCGUGAGCAAAAGAUCGGUUAUGGACGAGAGGCUUAUGGACUCCCCUUUGUACUCGCCGUAUUACUAUAAGAUAACGAAAAAGUAAAAACACUAAUCUCAUUUGUUAAGACUCAUGUAUAAUAUUCAUUAAUUAAUUUCAC